Hansenula ciferrii is the source of this 1077-nucleotide messenger RNA. It is a transcript of the gene PHO92, whose product is annotated as mRNA-binding phosphate metabolism regulator. Lineage: Eukaryota; Fungi; Ascomycota; Saccharomycetes; Phaffomycetales; Wickerhamomycetaceae. Gene Ontology annotation, molecular function: mRNA binding; N6-methyladenosine-containing RNA reader activity. Gene Ontology annotation, biological process: mRNA destabilization. The transcript has a single exon. Bases 1 to 1077 code for a protein of 358 amino acids. Gene Ontology annotation, cellular component: cytoplasm. The record is from RefSeq and is a predicted model, not a curated record.
AUGGUGGCAAUUGGCUUUGAAAACAGUUGGUUUAAAGACUUGGACCAGGGAGUUCAAGAAUUACAACUUGAUGAUGAUCAGAAUGAUAAGUUUCCCCUGGGCGGUAAAGUUAAUUAUAAGGAUUUAUACAAAUGUGAUGAUGUUGAAGAUGAAUUAGAAGAAAUGAAUAAGAUGGUAAAGCUGGAGAUUUCUAAACAAGAGUAUUCACCUAAAGUGGAUGAUUCAAUGGAAUUUAUUAAUUCUUCACUGUCUCCAUUGUUAACUAAUUCAAAUUAUAACCUUGUGGAAUCUAAUUGGCAUUUUGCAAAUCAAACUUAUCAUCAAGUAUACAAGCAGCAUCAACAACAACAACAACAGCAACAACAGAAACAACAACAAGAUCUGAUAAAGAAGGAGAGGAAACUUAUAAAUCAACAACGAUUUAUUCAACUGCAUAAACAACGUUCCAAGUUCCCCAAACAAAAUAUAAAGCAACUGAAUACAUAUCAACAACCAGUACCACUGCCCCAGAACAAGGACAACAACUCAGAUGAAAAUCAACCACUGGUAUUAUCAUCUUCAAUUAUUUCGAUCCCUGUUGGUUCAAGAUUUUUCGUUAUUAAAUCAUUUAAUCAACAAGAUAUAAAUUCUUCAUUUAUUCAUAAAAUUUGGUCAUCAACAGAUAUUGGAAAUAAUAGAUUAGCAAAAGCUUUUAAUAAUAAAUAUUCAAAUGAACGAAUCUUCUUAUUAUUUUCUGUUAAUGGAUCAGGAAAAUUUUGUGGAGUUGCAGAAAUGAAAUCAAGUUUAAGAUUAAAUCCUGAUGGUCAUGAAAAUGAAAAUGUUUGGCUUGAUGGAACUAGAUGGAAGGGGAACUUUAAAAUUCAAUGGUUAAUUAUUAAAGAUAUUUCAAAUUUAUAUUUGAAACAUCUAAAAUUCCAAUCAACAAAUAAUUUUACAAAUACUUUUGAGCUGAAACCUGUUACAAAUUCAAGAGAUACUCAAGAAUUAUCAUUUGAAGUUGGAAGACAAAUGAUUAAUAUUUUUAAAGAAACCCACUCUUCAACAAGUUUCUUACAAGGUAUGGUAUCAUCAAAAUGA